GGCAAAAUGAUGCAUGACGCCCUGCGCAAGAGUGAAACGAAACUGGGAAGUCUGUGGCUUGUGAACAUGCUGAACAUAUGAAAAUUAGUUAUUCUCCCUUCUCUUCAGUCAGAAGGACUUAAACUCAGGUUUUUUGCGUUCUCCAUCUCCAUCUUUUUGAGGUUACACAGCAAUGACCAGAGUGACUCUGACCAGACAUCUGCGUAACCAUCAAUGACAUGUCUGACCCUCUGAGUUUCAACAAUGAACCAUCACAGUCUGUUGAGAGACCACAGACACACAGAUCUCCCUCUCCAGUUCCCAGCUGUGUGUCUAUGAAGAGUGAAUCAGAUCUUUCCAUGGAUCUGCCUUUGAAAUUCAGCAGUGAAUCCAAACCAGUGGGACUAAAACCACAGAGCCACAGCCCUGUGUCUCCAGUGCCCAGCUGUGUGUCUAUGAAGAAUGAUGGGUCUAUGUGUGGUCCUCCCAACCUCAGUAGUGAAGCAGCACACUCUAAGCCCAUACCACAGACACACAGACCUCCAUCUCCAGUGCCCAGCUGUGUGUCCAUGAGGAGUGAUAAGUCCAUGUCUGAUCCUCUUAACUUCAGCAGUGGACCAGUCGCAUUAGGACUAAAACCACAGACACACAGACCCCCAUCUCCAGUGCCCAGCUGUGUGUCCAUGAGGAGUGAUAACUCCAUGUCUGAUCCUCCUAACUUCAGCAGUGGACCAGUCCCAUCAGGACUAAAACCACAGACACACAGACCUCCAUCUCCAGUGCCCAGCUGUGUGUCCAUGAGGAGUGAUAAGUCCAUGUCUGAUCCUCCUAACUUCAGCAGUGGACCAGUCCCAUUAGGACUAAAACCACAGACACACAGACCUCCAUCUCCAGUGCCCAGCUGUGUGUCCAUGAGGAGUGAUAAGUCCAUGUCUGAUCCUCUUAACUUCAGCAGUGGACCAGUCCCAUUAGGACUAACACCACAGACACACAGACCUCCAUCUCCAGUGCCCAGCUGUGUGUCCAUGAGGAGUGAUAAGUCCAUGUCUGAUCCUCUUAACUUCAGCAGUGGACCAGUCCCAUUAGGACUAAAACCACAGACACACAGACCUCCAUCUCCAGUGCCCAGCUGUGUGUCCAUGAGGAGUGAUAAGUCCAUGUCUGAUCCUCUUAACUUCAGCAGUGGACCAGUCCCAUUAGGACUAACACCACAGACACACAGACCUCCAUCUCCAGUGCCCAGCUGUGUGUCCAUGAGGAGUGAUAAGUCCAUGUCUGAUCCUCUUAACUUCAGCAGUGGACCAGUCCCAUUAGGACUAAAACCACAGACACACAGACCUCCAUCUCCAGUGCCCAGCUGUGUGUCCAUGAGGAGUGAUAAGUCCAUGUCUGAUCCUCUUAACUUCAGCAGUGGACCAGUCCCAUUAGGACUAAAACCACAGACACACAGACCUCCAUCUCCAGUGCCCAGCUGUGUGUCCAUGAGGAGUGAUAAGUCCAUGUCUGAUCCUCCUAACUUCAGCAGUGGACCAGUCCCAUUAGGACUAAAACCACAGACACACAGACCUCCAUCUCCAGUGCCCAGCUGUGUGUCCAUGAGGAGUGAUAACUCCAUGUCUUAUCCUCCUAACUUCAGCAGUGGACCAGUCCCAUUAGGACUAAAACCACAGACACACAGACCUCCAUCUCCAGUGCCCAGCUGUGUGUCCCUGAGGAGUGAUAAGUCCAUGUCUGAUCCUCGUAACUUCAGCAGUGGACCAGUCCCAUUAGGACUAAAUGAGAUGAGGGCUGAUCUGACCCUCUGUGGGCUGAGGAACCCAGUCAUCACCACCUGUGCUGUGCAGUGCAUCAGCAGCUACUGGGAACAGUCUGGACUACCAAGAGAACAAACCUAUCCCUCGUGUGGAAAGACAUGCGGAACCCAACCAGUCGAUAUGAGCACACGGGAUGAACACACGGGCUUGAUCAACAGCAAAAGACACCUGCACACUGAAAAAACACAGAAAAAAAGCAGAAAGAGAAGAGAACUUGAUGAGGACUUGAGGAGAGUUAAAGAGAAUCACAAAGCCAGUCUGAAGAGAAGGUUUGAGAACAUAUCUGAAGGCAUCAUCAAACCUGGAGCUGAGAUACUCCUCAAUAAGAUCUACACAGACCUCUACAUCACAGAAGGAGAGAGUGAAGGGGUGAAUAAGGAACAUGAGGUCUGGCAGGUAGAGUCAGCAUCUAGACCACUAACCACAGAAGACACACCAAUCAACUGCAAUGACAUCUUCAAGCCCUUACCUGGACAAGAGCGGUUCAUCAGAAUCGUGAUGACCAAAGGUGUUGCAGGCAUUGGAAAAACAGUCUCUGUGCAAAAGUUCAUUCUUGACUGGACAGAUGGGGUAGCCAAUCAGACUAUAGAUUUUAUAUUUCCUCUUUCUUUCCGUGAGCUGAAUUUAGUCAGGGGUGGUCAGUAUAGUCUUCACAGACUCCUGCUUGAAUUCCACCCUGAGCUGAAGGAGCUGAAUGAUGAUGAAGGAUACAAAGACUGUCAGGUUGUGUUCAUUUUUGAUGGUUUGGAUGAGAGUCGUUUGACUCUGGAUCUGGAACAGAACAGUAAGUUGUCUGAUGUAAAACAAACAUCAUCAGUUGAUGUUCUGAUGACGAGCCUCAUUCAGAGAACUCUGCUUCCCUCUGCACUUAUUUGGAUAACCUCACGACCAGCAGCAGCCAGUCAAAUUCCUGCUCAGUGUAUUGACCAGGUUACAGAAGUACGAGGAUUUAAUGACCCACAGAAGGAUGAGUACUUCAGGAAAAGAAUCGGUGAUGAGAGUCAGGCUAACAAAAUCAUCUCUCACAUUAAGGCAUCCAGGAGUCUCCACAUUAUGUGCCACAUUCCAGUCUUCUGUUGGAUUGCAGCCACCGUACUUCAGCAGAUGCUGGAACAGGAAAACACCCAGGAAAUCCCCAAAACUCUGACUGAGAUGUUCAUUCACUUCUUGCUCAUCCAGACCACCAGGAAGGACUUGAAGUAUGAGGGAAGAUGUGAGGGAAAUAACAAGAAGCUCCUGGAAUCACAUAAGAGUGUCAUACUGAAACUGGCAGAACUGGCUUUCAAGAAUCUGCUUCAAGGGAAUCUCAUGUUCUAUGAGGAAGACCUCAGAGAGUGUGGCAUUGAUGUCAGUCAAGCCUCAGUGUACUCUGGCAUGUGUACUGAGAUCUUCAAGGAAGAAUCUGUGUUUCAGCAGAAGAAGGUUUACUGCUUUGUGCAUCUAAGCAUCCAGGAGUUUCUGGCAGCACUUCAUGUCUUUGUUUCUUUUAAGAGUAUGAAUGAAAAACUGGGAGCACCUGAACUUUUUGUCAAGAAAGCCCAGUUACCUUUAGAAGAGUUGCUUGAGAAAGCUGCAGACAAAGCUUUGCAGAGCAAAAAUGGACAUCUGGAUCUUUUCCUUCGUUUCAUUAUGGGCAUCUCAUUGGAGAGGAAUCAUAGACUGCUGCAAGGACUACUCAGGGAUCCACUCAACAGCUCAGAGAGCAUCAGGAAAACAUGCAAGUACAUUAAGGAGCUUAACAAAGAAGAUCUCUCCCCUGAGAGAUGCAUCAAUCUUUUCUUCUGCCUACUUGAAAUGAAAGAUAAUUCGAUGCACCAAGAAAUUAAAAAAUAUCUGGAGUCACCAAAGGAAUUUAAAGGCCAGUUGUCUCCUGCUCACUGUUCAGCACUGGCCCACGUGAUCCUGAUGUCUGAGGAAGUGCUGGAUGAGUUUGACCUGAAGAAAUACAACACAUCAGAUGAGGGACGCAGGAGACUGAUCCCAGCUAUGAAGUGCUUCAGCAAGGCACUAUUUUCUGAAUGUAAACUAUCACAUAAAUCCUGUGGAAAUGUCGCUUCAGUUCUACAGUCACCAAACUCUCUAAUCGAAUUGGACUUGAGUAACAAUGACCUGGGAGAUUCUGGAGUUCAGCUUGUGUCUAAAGGUCUAUCUAGUCCCCACUGCAGACUACACACAUUAAGACUGGCUGGCUGUAGAGUUAGAGAGGUGACCUGUGAGGUUGUGGCUUCCAUUCUGCAUUCACCAAGCUCCCUGGUAGAGUUGGACCUAAGUGACAAUGACCUGGGAGAUUCUGGAGUUCAGCUUCUCUCUAAGGGACUGUCUAGUCCCCAUUGCAAACUGAAGACAUUAAGGCUCUCUUGUUGUCAAAUCUCAGAUGAUGGUUAUGUUUGUCUGGCUCUCACUCUAAUGUUAAACCCCUCCUGUGUGAAAGAGCUGGAUGUGAGCAACAAUCAUCCUGGAGAAUCUGCACAGAAGCUGCUAUCUGCAACAUUGAAUGACCCUCACCAUAAAGUUGAAGCACUUAGAUUUGCUGAAUGUAAACUCUCAGAUGAAUCAUUUGGAAAUGUUGCUUCAGUUCUACAGUCACCAAACUCCCUGAUAGAGCUGGACCUGGGUAACAAUGACCUGGGAGAUUCUAGAGUUCAGCUCCUCUCUAAGGGACUGUCUAGUACCCACUGCAAAUUGCAGACAUUAAGACUGGCUGGCUGUACAGUUACAGAGAAAACCUGUGAGACUGUGGCUUCCAUUCUGGAUUCACAAAACUCCCUGGUAGAGUUGGACCUAAGUGACAAUGAACUUGGAGACUCUGGAGUUCAGCUUCUCUCUAAGGGACUGUCUAGUCCCCAUUGCAAACUGAAGACUUUAAGGCUCUCUUGUUGUCAAAUCACAGAUGAAGGUUAUGUUUGUCUGGCUCUCACUCUGAUGUUAAACCCGUCCUGUGUGAAAGAGCUGGAUGUGAGCAACAAUAGUCCUGGAGAAUCAGCACAGAAGCUGUUUUCUGCAACAUUAGAGGAUCCUCACCAUAAAGUUCAAGCAAUGCGACUGGCUGACUGUAGAGUUACAGAGAAUACCUGUGGUAUUUUGGCUUCGAUUCUACGGUCACCAAACACCCUGGUCGAGUUGGACCUAAGUACCAAUGACCUGGGAAAUUCUGGAAUUGAGCUUCUUUCUAAGGGACUGUGUAGUCCCCAUUGCAAACUGAAGACAUUAAGACUUGCUGGAUGUAAAAUCAGUUCUGUUUCCUGUAAGAUUCUGACCUCAGUUCUGCAGACACCAAACUCCCUGAUAGAGCUGGACCUGAGUAAAAAUGGCUUUCAAGAUUAUGGAGUUGUUCUUCUCUGUAAGGGUUUGAAUAGUCACAACUGCAAACUGCAGAUUCUGAGACUCGCUGGUUCUGAACUCAGUUCUGUUUCCUGUAAGAAGCUGACCUCAGUUCUACAGUCACCAAACUCCCUGAUAGAGCUGGACAUAAGUAAAAAUGAUUUUAGAAAUGAUGGAGUUGAUCUUCUCUCUGAGGGUCUGCGUAAUCCGAACUGCAAGUUGCAGAUUCUGAGGCUCAGUAAUUGUGGUAUCUCAGAUGAAGGUUAUGUUUGUCUGGCUCUCACUCUGAUGUUAAACCCCUCCUGUGUGAAAGAGCUGGAUUUGAGCAAGAAUCAUCCUGGAGAAUCAGCAUAUAACAUGUUAUCUGCUACACUGGAAGACCCUCAACGCAAAAUUGAAACACUUAAACUUGCUGGUUGUGAACUCAGUUAUGUGUCCUGCAAGAGUCUGGGCACAGUUCUACAGUCACCAAACUCCCUGAUAGAGGUGGACCUGAGUUACACUGGCAUUGGAGAUAAAGGAGUUGAGCUUCUCUCUGAGGGUCUGCGUAGCCCCAACUGUAAACUGCAGAUCCUGAGUCUGUGUGGAAGUGAAAUCUCAGAUAAGAGUUGUGGAUUUCUGGCUUCGGCUCUGAAGUCAAAUCGCUCCCACCUGAAAAAACUGGAUCUGUGCCAAAACCAUCUUGGAAGAUCAGUACUGAAUCAGUUUUCUGCUACACUGAAGGAUCGUCGCUAUGCACCGAAGAUACUCAUAUGACCACAUUGGAAAACAAGCCGGACUUUAGGUUUUUGGUUUCUAGUGUUCUGCAACACUAGAAUUUAUUGUCAACAGGCUCUCAUUAAUCAGUUCACCUUAUUUGUUAGUGAUUCAAAAUAAAGUAUAGCUAGAAUAGAUAGAUAGAUAGAUAGAUAGAUAGAUAGAUAGAUAGAUAGACUUUAUUGUCUGUUCCAAAACAUUACAGAAAUCAUUCAUUUAAAAGACAUUCAUACAAGAUGGGGGCUGUGAAGUGUUCAUUUGGUGUUAAGAAUGGCUAUUGCAGAGGGGAUGAAGGAUUUCUUGUAAAUGUUUUUUUCCGGGCUAGUGGUAUGUUAUACCCUCUGCCUGACGGUAGUAACUGGAAGGAAUGGUGGAGAGGGUGCAAAGGGUCCUCUGUGAUUUCCUGAUCACUGAGGGACUGUACAGGUCAUUUUGGGUUGGGGGGCGCAAUGAUUUUGCGUGAGAGUCUUGGUCUUGUUUUAUGUUUGAUGGUGAGUUGGUUGUACCAGGAGGAAAUAUUGAAUGUUGUUUGUUAUAUUCUGUAAUGUUGUUCUGUCAGAUGUCAGAUGUACAGUAUCACACAGUAAUACAACUACGAAAGGGACCAAUACCAUAUAAUAAAUAAAUAAAUUGAAUACGUAAAAUAAGGUCUCCACUUAUGAAAAAUUAAAAAUGAGUCAUCUUUUAUGCUGGAGUGGGGGGGGCGGGGUAAAGUACCCAUACACCAUGGUUGGUAUUAAUAAAUAAAUGA
Molecule: messenger RNA, 6621 nt
Organism: Alosa sapidissima (American shad)
Lineage: Eukaryota; Metazoa; Chordata; Actinopteri; Clupeiformes; Clupeidae
Product: NACHT, LRR and PYD domains-containing protein 3-like
Exons: 30
Coding region: 219-5870 (1883 amino acids)
Molecular function (GO): protein binding
Source: RefSeq, a predicted model, not a curated record